Molecule: messenger RNA, 4280 nt
Organism: Entelurus aequoreus (snake pipefish)
Lineage: Eukaryota; Metazoa; Chordata; Actinopteri; Syngnathiformes; Syngnathidae
Gene: ppp2r5b
Product: protein phosphatase 2, regulatory subunit B', beta
Exons: 12
Coding region: 340-1917 (525 amino acids)
Biological process (GO): protein dephosphorylation; signal transduction
Cellular component (GO): protein phosphatase type 2A complex; cytosol; nucleus
Molecular function (GO): protein phosphatase activator activity
Source: RefSeq, a predicted model, not a curated record
CCCUCACAACGUGCGGCUUGAUGGUGCUCGCUUAGCGGUUGUCGGAGGAGCAGAUAACGGAUAACCGACACGGGAGCGGAACAAACACAGGAAGAGGGGCUGCCGUUGUCUGACAAAGAGUUUUUCUUUUGGUGUAAUUUGUCUCAUCGGCGAGUUUUUUGUUUUUCUUAGGAGAGCGGCAGGACGCAUCAUGACGGCGUGGUGAGGCUUGUUCCCGCCCUGAGAACGUCUGGAGGACAUCAGGGGGGGCCACGCCAGGGCUGAUUAAAAACGAUCAAGACAGAACCUCACCUUGCCCCCCUCCUCCUCCAUCCUCACCAGUCGACCAAGAGGGCCCCCAUGCAGUCCCCCGCCAUGGAGACGACCAAGCUGCCCCCGUCCAGCCCCUCCUCGCCCACCACUAGCUUUUCGGUGCCGUCGGCAGAGAAGGUGGACGGCUUCCCGCGGCGCUCCAUGCGCAGGGUGCGCCAGAGGAGGUCCCACAGCUCGUCCCAGUUCCGCUACCAGAGCUCCCAGGUGGAGCUCACACCUCUGCCCCUCCUCAAAGACGCCCCUGUGGCCGAGCUACACGAGCUCUUCUGCAAGAAGCUGCAGCAGUGCUGCGUGCUGUUCGACUUCUUGGACUGCGUGGCUGACCUAAAGGGAAAGGAGAUCAAACGUGCGGCGCUCAAUGAGCUGGUGGAGAGCGUGGCCACCAGCAGAGGAGUCCUCACAGAGCCGCUUUACCCGGAGAUCAUUAAGAUGAUCUCUGUCAACAUCUUCCGCACCCUGCCGCCAAGCGAGAACCUUGAGUUUGACCCUGAGGAGGACGAGCCCACACUGGAGGCUUCCUGGCCGCAUCUUCAGCUGGUGUACGAGUUCUUUCUGCGCGUCCUGGAGAGUCCGGACUUCCAGCCUUCCGUUGCCAAACGCUAUGUGGACCAGAAAUUUGUUCUUCAGCUCCUGGAACUCUUUGACAGCGAGGACCCCAGAGAGAGGGAGUACCUGAAGACCAUCCUGCACCGCGUUUAUGGAAAACUACUGGGCCUCAGAGCUUACAUCCGCAAGCAGAUCAACAACAUCUUCCUGAGGUUCAUAUAUGAGACUGAGCACUUCAAUGGAGUUGCUGAACUGUUGGAGAUCCUCGGCAGCAUCAUAAACGGCUUCGCUCAGCCUCUGAAGGCCGAACAUAAGCAGUUCCUAGUGAGGGUUCUUAUCCCUUUACACACGGCAAAGUCCCUCUCCAUCUUCCAUGCACAGAUGGCCUACUGCGUGGUGCAAUUCAUGGAAAAAGACGCCACCGUGACUGAAUAUAUCAUCCGAGGGCUGCUCAAGUACUGGCCAAAGACGUGCACGCAGAAGGAGGUGAUGUUCCUGGGCGAAAUAGAAGAGAUCCUGGACGUCAUCGAGCCAUCCCAGUUCAUCCGAGUCCAGGAGCCUCUCUUCAAGCAGAUCGCGGGCUGCAUCGCCAGCCCUCACUUCCAGGUGGCUGAACGCGCCCUUUACUUCUGGAACAACGAGUACAUCCUGAGUCUGAUCGAGGAGAACUGUCAAGUCAUCCUGCCGCUGGUCUUUGCCACCCUCUACAGAGUCUCCAAGGAACACUGGAACCCAACCAUCGUGUCUCUGAUCUUUAACGUGCUGAAGACCUUCAUGAAGAUGAACAGCACGUUGUUUGAAGAGCUCACCGCCUCUUACAAAGCAGAGAAGCAGAAGGAGAUGAAGCGUGAGAGGGAGCGUGCUGAGCUCUGGCGAGGCCUGGAGGAGCACCAGGAGCGCUGGCUGCAGAUGCUGACUGAGGCCGCCCGCAAUCAGCGCAACCUACAAGAGCGAGGCGCGAGAGGGGACCCGCCGCCUCCCUUGUCCCCGCAGGCAGCCCGCUCCGACAAGGCCGAGGCCCAGGCCAGCAGGGGCGGCCCAGGAGAGAGCGCCACCUAGGCAGACGUAACGGCGAUGCUUCAAACAGAAGAAGGUAUAGUGGAGCCCUGUUUAUGUCGACAACUCAUCUGUGUGGACCAACUUAUCAAUUCCCGAUCCACCGUGUUCUUUUUAUUACUAAAAAGUGCGCUUGAGUCGACAUUGUCACAUUUGGUUGACCGAUUUUAACAACAUAAAAUUUGAGAACCAAAGGGGUCAUUUCUAUGAAAGAUGUUUAUGUCGAAAUAUGUUGUAGUAUUUGUUUAGCACUAAGCAUACCUGUCAACCUUGUUUUUUCCCUUGUUUGCCAGUCUCUUCCCGGUCCAGUUUUUUUUUGUGCCUUCCAUAAAAAAAAAUGAACUCAAGUAUAGUUGGUAAACAUCAACGUAACAAUGGUGACAGGCAGCCUGGCGAGUCACAUGUUAAGUGAUUCAAUCAAAUCAACAAUGUGAGAGAGGUAGAUGUUUAGCAGAUGACAGAGAAGGCAUUUCAGCCAAACAUCCAAACUUUGUGUUAAUAUCUCGACAAAUAGGAGACUUAUUAUCCGUACCUCAAGUUUUUUGAGCAGCCAGGUCCCACACCCUAAUGCUUUUUGUAAGAUUCGUAACACAGAGGAAGAAUUGACAUGAGCCAGCAUGAAAAAUGUUUCAAGCAUAAGCGGAGCCCAGAAAUGUGUUUUUGUUUUCAUUUCCACUAUAUAACAGAGACCCCCAAAGGCAGCGUUAAAUUUGGACUGCUAAACCUAAUUCAUGUGCUGCAAUGGUUAGUGAACCUUCCUUGUAUGGCAGAAGACCUGAGUUUCCUUCCGAAGUCAGGGCAUGUUAAACAUGAUUUUGUUUUUAGUGAUUUAGCUGCGGUUUGUUGCUGAAAAUUUAAAUAAUUUUUUUUCCCAAAAUCUGAAAUACAAAUGUUGACAGGUAUGGCGCUGAGCAGCGUGAAUAUUCCAAUGGAUUGCUACAAUGCAUUAAAAUGUAUACUCGGUAACUUCAGUGCAAAGUAAAAUGAAAGCAUGGCAGUUUUAUCUUGAAUCCUACCACAGCAACUUACAACGUGCACAUAUGUAUUUAUUUAUUUAUUUAUUUAUUUUAGAUUGUUUGCUACUGGAAGAAAGAUUUGCGCUGUGUAUGAAAGCUUUAUUGUAAUUAUAGUCAAGACAUACAACAAAAUUACUGCAGCAGCUCUGUUAGAUAUGGGUACAAAAUAUCAUGAAAACAGAAAAAUAAAAAUGAAAAUAUACACAAACCAUGUCAACAAACUGCCGUGGAUGCAAAAAUAAUUGAUCAUCACUCAUUCUCUUUUUGUCUCUGGCCAAGGUCACAAGUAUAUGUGCGAGCAAUGGCUGGUUUAUGUUUCAAUUAUGUCGACAAACGCUUAUGUCGAUGUCAGUCAGCCAGUCCGAGGGGCUUCGACAUGAGUGGGUUCCACUGUACAAAACGAAUCGAUAUUUUAGUGUUAGUGUUUCUUUUUCACGUUGUCUUAAAAAGUACUUUAUAACGAUUGUUUUUGUAUUCUGAGAAAAUAAAACCUUAUACUGAAACUUUAUUUUCUAUUCCAUGAGGAAAUGUAAUUUAAUUUGACAACACGGAUCAGUUUUGAACGUGUUAAUGUGUGCGUGCGCGCGUGUGUUUGUGUGUGUGAGACAGCGUUUACAUGAGAAUGUAUCGUCAAACUAAUUGAUUGUUUAUGAACUACCUUUCAACCAAACCAGUCAAAUGUUUGGAAUCCAAGUGUCGAGAAAUGUAUUUAACAUGUCACAGUUUAUACAGACACAUGCAAUUUAUGCUUGGCUUGCCUUUUUAAUUGGCUCAUUUUUAUUUUUUGGACUUACUUUACUAUUUAGAAAAUAAAUGUUCAUCGCUCCCUGGUGGCUCCCUGCUGAUUCCUUAAACUCCUCCCCAAAAACUAUUAUGUAAAUUCAGGCCAAACAAACCAACUUGAACUUUUUUUGUGAUUGUUUGCAUCACGAUUCGAUUGUACUCCUGAACAGCAACUGUGUGUGUGGUGUGGUUGUGUGUGUAGUCACAUCCAUCCCGCUCCUUCACGCCCCCAUGUGGCGAUUUUUAUCACAAAGAAGUGUGGAUUGAGUGGGGGAUGUCACCAUAGAGACAGGAAAGAAAAGACAUAGAUGUAGACAUGCUCAAAUGGCAAUAAGUCAGUCUGUCAGCGCGGUGUGAGUGUCGUUCCAAAUGCAUUCUAACGUAGCAAUUUCACUCAACUCUUAGAUUUGCACUGUCCUGAUGCCUGACCAGUCUGUGGUUGUUGUCUUCUUCCAGAUGAAAAACUUGUUUUAAUGACAAUAAGAGAUCUUCUGAGAGGAAGCUGAUGUAUAUUUCGGGUGGGUGUUUUUAAUUUGAAUGUAGAAAGGAUUACUGUAAGUAACUGGG